AUGACGAGCAAAGAGGAAGUAGCAGCCCUCAUGGCGCACGGCGACACCGAAACAAAAAUAUCGUUAUUGAAGAAGGCCGUCGUCAGCGUGACAAAACAGAAACAAGUGCUUGAGCAACAUAACAAGCAGUUGCGGGAUCAGAUGGGUGCGAUCGGUGAGGAACUCUCACGCGUGGAAGAUGACAACAAGACGCUUCGGCGAAAGCUUCAGGCGACAGAGACGGAGUUAGAAGCAGAGCGUAAACGUAGGCAUUUUGGGGCGUCGGUAAAGACAACGUGGAAGGGUCUUUCCUCUCUGGUGACUGGCGCCGAUGGAGAAGAAAGUGGUACAGCGGCAAAGCGGCCAAAGGGUAUGGCGACUACCGUAAAUUUAUCACCUGAAGACCAAGAGAAGAUUGUGGCGGAGAACGAGAGCAUUCACAUACAGUUAUACGAAGUGCAGACAAAGUACGAGAACGAGCGGCGCAGGUGGGAGAAGGAGAACGAGCAGCAGACUGCCGAAAAGUUGGCACUACAAGCGGAGGUAAUGGAGCUGCGGAGCCUCCUCAACUCGACGGCGCACGCAUGUGACCAUCUCAAUGUGGAGUGCACUAGGCAGGCGGCACUGGCGCAGUUCUGUCACCACUUCUUCGUCCUGUCGUGGGAUGCCACAGCUCAACAACAACAGCAGCAUCUCCGUGUGACUGUCUCCCCUUCCCUAAUGGCAAAGCGUGGCGGCGUACCGCCGCGCGAAAUCCGUGAGGAACUUGCUGCGGGUACAUUAGCACAUUCUGCUGCAUUUGUGCGCACCAUAAUGAGCGGCGUAUCCGUCCUCAUCGCAUCUCUUCGCGACGCGCUUGGGCCGCAGGUGAAGGCCGCCACAUUAGGCGAUAUCCGAUGCUACCGCGAUCGCCUCAGCACGCUGCUGGAGGCUCAUGGCGCAAGGAAGCUGAGCGUGCUCUUCCAUGUGAAGGAGAUGGAGGAGGCUUUCGCUGCGUCAGUGGCGCCGGAUGCAAAGCUGACACAGCUGCUGCAUGCGCAAGGCCUCCUCUUCACAAGCCUGGACGAGUGGCUGGCGCUGCUGUGCGAGCAUGCACGCUUGUUGAUUGACGCUUGUGUGAUCGUUGAGAACGGCGAUGCGGGCGACAUUGCGGGUGGCAGGCGAGCUGUGAUUGAGCCCUCAGUGUGCAAUAUGGUUCGCACGCUUGCUGCUAUCCGCGGUUCCUUAGAGGUGCUUACGCAACUAUGUAGCGACUCAUGUACAGUGUUGAGAAAUAAUGCAUGUGACUCAGCAGAGUGGCUAUUGGCGUUGGAGCGGUUCUGGUGGGAGGGCUGUGUUGCCUCUUCUACGCUGCAGCAAGCGGCGGUGUCGCUCAGUCACCUCCUGCAGGAACUCGCGUCAGCCGCUACAAGCGACCCCGUACGUGUGGCCCUGAAGUUCAUAAAAAAUUCCCUCGGGAGUUUUACCGCGGGUGACACAGCAGUCAAGGUCUCGCGGGAGAAGACGGCGGAGUUGUCGAGGCCGCUGGAGGACCUCCCCGCUGUCGGUAAUAGUGCUCUGGCGGACAGCAAUGAGCUCGUGGCGGCCCUGGCAGCGGCGGAUCGCGCUGCGGUGUGCUAUCAUACUCAAAUGAAUUUCACAUUGUUAGAGUUGGCGGAGAAACAGGACGCUCUAGCGGGUGCCCAGCAAGAGGUUAGGCGAUUGGAGUCUCUCAACCAGCAGCAAGCAGAAGACGCCGAGCGCGUGCAAGAGGCACUGGAAACGCAAAUACGUCUCCUGUCCGAUCAGCUUGUAGAGUGCACCGCCAACAACAACAACAACAACAACAACGGCAACCGGAAAAGUUGGUAA
Molecule: messenger RNA, 1830 nt
Organism: Trypanosoma grayi
Lineage: Eukaryota; Euglenozoa; Kinetoplastea; Trypanosomatida; Trypanosomatidae
Exons: 1
Coding region: 1-1830 (609 amino acids)
Source: RefSeq, a predicted model, not a curated record